AUGAUGUCCCUUCUAACAGCAACAGGUUUUUUCCGAAGUGCUUGGCUGUGUACAGUCCUCAUUCAGAACACAAUCGAUGAGUAUCUCGAGUUUAGGCAGUUGAAGAAGAAUGCUGGCACUAAGAUGCCGCAUGAAGUUAAAGGCUUAGUCGAUGAGGAAACUUUCGUGAAAUCGCAGAAAUACAACUACGAUAAGCGCUUUUUUGGAAUGCUAGUAUCCUUUGUAGAGAUGCUUUUCGACAUUUGGGUGACACUAAGAGUAACCGGCGCUCUCUUCGUGUGGACUGGUACUGUCGUUUCCCCUGAAAAUGAGUAUAUGCGUACUAUACUCUGGUUUAUAGUUGGAUCCUGGAUGAACAAUGUUAUUGCUAUUCCAAUAGCAGCAUACCGCACUUUUGUUAUCGAGCAACGCCAUGGCUUCAACAGGAUGACCGCUAAACUGUUCAUCACAGAUCUUGUGAAAUCCGAGAUCAUCUCCAUGGUAUUUGUAUUUCUCCUAGUCCCACCUGUUAUCUACCUGAUCCGUUGGGGAGGUGAAUACUUCUAUGUAUACGUUUGGGUCUUUGCCCAAGUUGUCGUUGUGGUGAUGAUGUUCGUUUACCCUGCGGUCAUCCAACCCCUGUUCAACAAAUAUGAACCACUUCACGACAUGCAACUUCGUGAGAAGAUUGAGGCAUUGGCUGCUUCCCAUCACUUCCCACUCACUAAACUCUUCCAGGUUGACGGCUCUAAACGGUCCUCCCACAGUAACGCCUAUUUCUUUGGUUUUUGGAAGAGCAAACGUAUCGUACUUUUUGAUACCCUCCUCACGUUAACUCACGAGGAGAUCCUCUCGGUGUUAUCACAUGAGCUCGGCCAUUGGUACCAUAAUCAUCUGGUGAAGUCGAUGACAGCGGCAAGUGCUCAUCUGUUCGUCAUCAUGUACGCCUAUGGAAUCUUCGUACAGCGAUAUGGGGUGCAACUAUUGAGCGACUUUGGCUUCCCUACAAUGCCUGACGGAUCGGUCCCAGCGAUGGUGGCGUUGAUGCUAUUCACCCGACUAUGGCAGCCGAUCGAUCAAGCUAUUGACGUUCUGAUGACCGUCCAAACCAGGACAUUCGAGUUUCAAGCCGACCGUUUCUCAGUUGAUGAUGGUCGUAGUGGUGACUUGAAAACGGCCCUGACCAAACUGCAGAAGGACAAUCUUGGUGAUAUGGAUCCUGACAGACUAUAUGCAUGGGUGAAAUACACUCAUCCAGCUAUUGUAGAGCGUCUGAGAGGCAUUGAAGAUGCACAAGCUCUGUAUGAGAAAAGAGGAGGCAAGCCCGCAGCUAUAUUCGAGACUUCUAAAGACAAGGAAGAUGGAGUAUUAGUGGAGAAGGAGGACGUGCCUGCUGAAGCUGGUUUGAGGGAACGCAAGUAGA
Perkinsus marinus ATCC 50983 is the source of this 1402-nucleotide messenger RNA. RefSeq names its product CAAX prenyl protease 1, putative. Gene Ontology annotation, cellular component: endoplasmic reticulum membrane. The transcript is spliced from 14 exons. Bases 1 to 1401 code for a protein of 466 amino acids. Gene Ontology annotation, molecular function: metalloendopeptidase activity. Gene Ontology annotation, biological process: CAAX-box protein processing. The record is from RefSeq and is a predicted model, not a curated record. Lineage: Eukaryota; Perkinsozoa; Perkinsida; Perkinsidae.